Lachancea thermotolerans CBS 6340 is the source of this 534-nucleotide messenger RNA. Its product is annotated as KLTH0B06248p. The record is from RefSeq and is a predicted model, not a curated record. Lineage: Eukaryota; Fungi; Ascomycota; Saccharomycetes; Saccharomycetales; Saccharomycetaceae. Bases 1 to 534 code for a protein of 177 amino acids. The transcript has a single exon.
AUGACAUCUUUUGGAACCUACAGAACCAUGGAGGACCCUGAGCUUCUCUUUCAGUUUAGCACCCCGCUGGUAGGCUCGUCGCGCACACUACCUACCGGGAUUUCAGCCGGGGAACCCAGCAGCAGAUGGCCCGGUUUCGAUGCGAGUCCGCGCGCCGCGGCUGCGGACGACGAGGAGCGCGACGGAGACGCGGCGACAUUGCAGGGCAGCGGCGCAAGCAUUUGUGACGAGGCCGCUACGCUUUACUCGCACACCGUGAAACGUGAUACGCCGGCUGAAUCUGGCGCCCGGUCCGAGGCGCCAUGGGUCAACGCCGCCGCGAUCGGUAGCGGAUACGCUCCGCACCCGCUAAAAAGUGGCACGGCCUCAGUGUAUCGCUCAAACGCAGCGUUGCUUUCGCGUUUCAACAAUGCGCUGUCCAAGUCGUUCUCGUCUGACCAGCUUCACCAGAUCGAGCGCAUGGUGGACGAGUUCUGGCUCCGCGAAAGCGCCCUCACCGAAGACAUGUUCGAGGACUCUUCAGACGAAGAGUAG